AUGGUUGCUGCGCUGUCGGGCACCAAAGCCCAGGUUUCCUCGAAAGAGAAGUCCUCCAGUUCAACCGCUCCUCCGGAGGGCUCAGGUCGCGAGGUUAUAACUCUGCCCGACAGCGACCUUAGUGCCAACUCCCCCGCCUCUCGCCCAGCUCGUGAGGAGGGUCAGUCCAGCGGUCCUAAGAAGCGGAAGGCGGCAGAUCCCGUGCUCCCUACACGUGCGAGCUCCCGGCUCCGAUCUGAGGAGAAGGUUGCUGAGACUCCUGCUCCGAAGGGCCCUUUACCUGCGGGCCCGAGUUCCGCUGACCCGAAAGCGACCCCGAGGCGCGAACUUUCAGCUCCGCCGAAAUCCUUGGCGGAUAUGAUGAGGAACUUCAGCCGUCCCGGAGCUCGGGUUCCUGCCUUUAAAGACAUGUCCGUGAACAACCGGGAGGACUACUUCCGCUUCGCUAAGAAGGUUGGCAAGAUGCUCUUUGAAUUCAACAGCUCGGUAGCCCACUACGAAGAGCAGCUCUUCGCCAGUCCCUCCGCCACAGAAAUUGGGGCCUUACAAUCUCGUGUUGCGGAUUUAGAGAAGGAGGUGAAGAAGUACAAGUCCUUGGACGCUGCUAAUCGAGCCGAGGUGUAG
Capsella rubella is the source of this 624-nucleotide messenger RNA. RefSeq lists its product as uncharacterized. The record is from RefSeq and is a predicted model, not a curated record. The coding region runs from base 1 to 624 and encodes 207 amino acids. Lineage: Eukaryota; Viridiplantae; Streptophyta; Magnoliopsida; Brassicales; Brassicaceae. The transcript has 3 exons.